UUUCUUGCACGCACAGUCGCACACCACGUGCACAGCAGUGCAGCAGCAGUCCAGUAUCCACUGACUUGGAUAUGAUGUUUUAGUCACGUGAUCGGUAAUUUUGGGACAUUCAUUCAUACUGACCAUACACUUCUUGUACUCAUUUCACCCAUUUGCAAUCUUCAAAACAGAGACUUUAAAAUUUGUAAACAGAGACAGUAAUAAAAUCAAUGAAUGACUUAAGUCACUCAACUUAAUUUGUCAAAAAAAACAGGUGUAUGUCUUGUCAGCAACACUAGGUACAUGUCAUUGAUAUCAAUGAUUAAUCCAGGUUCCUUGAUCAAAUUUACUAAAUCAAAAGCCACUCACUCAUGCUAUUUAAAUCAGUUAAAAUAACUUCAAACGUUGGUCAACCAAGAUCUUACAAGCUAGACCCAAGCAUGGCACACAUGCAAAAUGUCAAUGACAACCAUAGAGUCCUGAUGUCCACCAAGCAAUUCAGGAGAAAAAGAUCAAGGAAAGUCAUACCGACUGUACCUGAAAAAUGGAAGGAAGAAUUUGACAAAUUAGCACUAAAACCAAGGUCAAUCCAAAUCAAAUUGCUAAAUCCACACAUCACGUGUCCAGUUUGCCAAGGAUAUUUAGUUGAUGCUAUAACAAUAACUGAAUGUCUACAUUCAUUUUGUAGAGGUUGUAUUGUGAAGCAUUUUGAGAGAGUUCGUUGUAACUACAAAUGUCCACUAUGUCAUGAGCUUGUGCAUAAAACAAACCCUUGGUAUAAUCUUAAAACUGAUUGUGUCCUUCAGGACAUAGUUAAUAAAUUGGUACCUGAUUUUGCAGAAGCUGAAGAAAGACAACGAAGAGUUUUCUACAAAAGCAGGGGACUCGCCAUCCCAGACAAAGUCAUAAAACCAGACAUACAGAGACCUCAAAUUAAUCAUACUACAGUUACAAGAGCAGAAAGUAACUACUCUCAAUCACACUCACAACAAGUACAAGAAGCACCUUCAGAACCUAUUGAAAAUACACCAGAAUACUACAUUGAAGAUGAGAAUGAUGAAAUUACCAUGCAACUUGAAAUGAAAAGGUUGGUGAUCAAUACCAAAUUUCCUGCAGCUGAAAAAUUUAUUCAUUGACACUUGAUCAUGAUAUAUUGAAAUUGAUCAUUAUGUAUAUUUUUAGUGUUGAUGA
Molecule: messenger RNA, 1170 nt
Organism: Xenia sp. Carnegie-2017
Lineage: Eukaryota; Metazoa; Cnidaria; Anthozoa; Malacalcyonacea; Xeniidae
Product: polycomb group RING finger protein 1-like
Exons: 7
Coding region: 351-1115 (254 amino acids)
Biological process (GO): negative regulation of transcription by RNA polymerase II
Cellular component (GO): PRC1 complex
Molecular function (GO): promoter-specific chromatin binding; metal ion binding
Source: RefSeq, a predicted model, not a curated record